AUGAGCCCCGUCAACCUCGUCGAAGUGUUCAUGGACCCGAGCAAGUUCAUGGAGUUCUUCCCAAGCAUCGUGUCCCACGCGCGGAUCACUGACCCCCUCGUCAAUGGCCUGAACGGGAGGAACGAGUCCCUCGUCAUGAUGUACGAGCAGCUCCAGUUCAUGACGCCGGCCGUCCCGACCCGCGAGUUCAGCUUCCUCCGCUACUGCCGGCAGAUCGACCAGGGCAUGUGGGCCAUCGCCGACGUCUCCGCGGACAUGCAGCGCGAGGCCCACUACGGCGCGCCGCCGCCGCGCUCCCGCCGCCUCCCGUCCGGCUGCCUCAUCGCCGACAUGACCAAUGGCUACUCCAAGGUGACCUGGGUCGAACACAUGGAGAUCGAGGACAAGAGCCCGAUCGGCCCCCUGUACCGCGACAUCGUGCAGAGCGGCGCCGCCUUCGGGGCGCACCGCUGGGUCGCCGCGCUGCACCGCGCCUGCGAGCGCUACGCUUCCUCGCUCGAGGUGCCCGGCGUGAUGCACGGCGAGACCACCGGAGUGACGGCCGAAGGGAGACGCAGCAUGAUGGCGCUGUCGCAGCGCAUGGUGAGCAGCUUCUGCGGGGGCAUGACGGCGUCGCCGCAGCACCAGUGGACGACCAUGCCCGGCGCCGCCGGCAACGAGGUGUGCGUGCGCGUGUCCAUGAACCAGGGCUCCCAGCCCGGGCAUCCCAACGGCGUGGUGCUCGGCGCCGCCACCUCCGUCUGGCUCCCCGUCCCCGCCGACCACGUCUUCGGCUUCCUCCGCGACGAGAACACGCGCACCCAGUGGGACGUCCUGUGCAAGGAGAAUUCGGUGCAGCCGGUGUCGCGCAUCCCCAACGGCCCCAAUCCCGGCAACUGCAUCACCCUGCUGCGGGCCGUGAGCUCGAGCCAGACGCCCCAAGGUGGCCAGGCCACCAUCCUGGUGCUGCAGGAGAGCUGCACGGACGCGUCGGGGUGCUCCAUGGUGGUGUACUCGCCCAUCGACAUCCCGGCGGCCAACAUGAUGAUGAGCGGCGCCGACCCGUCGGGCAUCCCGCUGCUGCCCUCGGGGUUCGCCAUCUGGCCCGCGGGCGUGGGCGGCGGCGCGUCCACCAGCGCCGCCACCCCGAUGGCGGCGGGGUGCAUCGUCAGCGUCGCCUUCCAGAUCCUCAUCAGCAGCCUGCCGUCGUCCAAGCUCAACGCCGAGUCCAUCGCCACCGUCAACAACCUCGUCAGCACCACCGUCCAGAACAUCAAGGCCGCCCUCAACUGCGUCUAG
Molecule: messenger RNA, 1278 nt
Organism: Triticum turgidum subsp. durum (durum wheat)
Lineage: Eukaryota; Viridiplantae; Streptophyta; Magnoliopsida; Poales; Poaceae
Source: the annotation of a GenBank genome assembly